Molecule: messenger RNA, 1831 nt
Organism: Quercus lobata
Lineage: Eukaryota; Viridiplantae; Streptophyta; Magnoliopsida; Fagales; Fagaceae
Exons: 4
Coding region: 368-1810 (480 amino acids)
Source: RefSeq, a predicted model, not a curated record
CCAUUGGUUCCUAACCUGUAUUUUAUAUCUCAUAUCUCUAUCGUUACAAGAACUCUCUCUACUUUUUGAUCUCAGCCGCAUGUCUCACACUCUCACUCCUUAACUCAAAAAUUUAACACAUUGGUGGAGCGCACACGCUCAUAACUCAGACCUCAGCUUCAUGUCUCUCUCUAAUAUAUUCCUCAUCACUCUCUCUCGCGGCUGCCGGCCGUAGAUCGGCGACCCAUAGCCACCGGCGACUUAUUGUGGAUGUCAAGUGGAGAUUUUUAACAAAUUCUCUAUUGCAACCUUAAUGAACUCAACAAUCAAGUCUGCAGUGGAUUCCAAUUGAUAGCUUGGCUCUCGUCUUCUUUUGGAAGGCAGCAAUAUGAGUCACCUUGGUUUUUCACUCUUUCACAUCUCUAUCAAAAGGACUGGAGCUACCGCAGCCAGAUGGACUGGUUCUGGUUUAAGAAACAUUUCUGGUGCGUUGUCUUUAAGGUGUUGUUUAUCUUGUCCUAGCUCUGCAGAAUUAAACCCUACUCCAUUUCAACUUCUUGGGCCUCCAGAAAUCCCUCAUUCAACAGUUACUGUGAUUCCAAGUAAAGGCCUUUUCUUUGAUGAAAACAAAUUUCGGCUGACACCUGUCGGUGUAGAAAAAAAUCCUUGCGUUCAAUUUUAUGCAAACUGCAUAUACAAGAAAUCAUUAGAUGAUCUGCUGCACUCUUUGGAGAUGUCUUGGUACCACUGUCAGCAUACUACUCUCAAACUUAUUUGCCUCUUGAGGAGCACUAAUUAUUUUAGAAACCAAAGAAGAGAGGAGUUCUUUGUGGCAGCUAUGUGGCUCCACCAAUACCACCCUAAAACGUUAGCAUGCAAUUUGAAAACAUUUGCCAAAGUUGGGUGCUUGAAAGACUUGCUGGAAAUCCUCUGUCGGAUUGUCAAUAGUGGCACCCCGAUACUUCAAGGCCAUGCUGACUUCAGGGACAGGGUAGAACUUAAAAGGAUCAACCUAAUUUUGGGUAGGAGAAUUAAAAAACUUGCACAGAGAACUAACAAAACUAUGACAUGCAAAGGACGGAUAAAGCAAUUUAUGAGAAGGAAAAUACUUACAAGGAGAAAGCAAAAUAUGAAGGCUGUGAAGGAUUGGACAAAGACUAAGAAAGAAAAGGCAUCAUAUUUGAGAAUGGAGAACAGAAAAAUGAUGGUAAAAAAGGCCUUUGAGAAGAGAAUGAAGGCUGUGAAGGAUAAGAUGAAUGCUAAGAAAGAGAAGGCUACAAAGAGAAAGGAGAAAAGAAAUAUGAUGGCAAUAAAAGCCAUUGAGUGGUACAACUCUGAUCCAAAGUACCGCUUUUUGUAUGAUCGGAUUUCUGAUCUCUUUGCCGAGCUACUUAAGGCUGAUCUUGAGCACUUGAAUACUGGGCGGACAGAAAAAAUUAGUAUGGCCUCAAAAUGGUGCCCUUCUCUUUACUCUUCUUAUGAUUAUUCAACUUUAAUUUGUGGAAGUGUUGCCAGGAGGCUUUUCCCAUAUGAUUCUUGUCCUGAAUACAAAGGGAUCAAUGAAUCUCACUAUGUUUACAGGGUUCGGAAUCGAUUACAAAAAGAAGUUCUUGUCCCACUUCGGAAAGCCCUAGAGUUGCCAGAAAUUUACAUGAGUGCCAAUCAAUGGAACUUGCUUCAAUAUGAUCGAAUCUCAUCUGUUGCCUUGAAAACUUACAAGCGGGCAUUUAUAAACAUGACCGUGAAAGGUUUUUGCAGUACCUUCAGAAUGUGCAGUGCUCUGAACUGCCAAAAACCACUGCCAACAAUUUACUUCCACAUGAGAUAUUAAAUCUUCUUCAAUAUGUUAAUG